AUGUCAAACCUCUUUUGGAAGAACUUCCACCUCUGCUUCUCCAAACUCAAAUGCCUACCCCUCAUCCAAUCACCUCCUCCACAACCAAACCAAGAUGAUCACGACCGUCCAUCACCCACCUCCCCCACUACUACAUCAAUCACCAUCAAAAACUUCAACUCAGUCUACGACCUCACCUCAGACUCCACGGUCUCCAGAUCCCUCACUCACUCCACCGCCGACUUCUUCUCCUCCUCCGAUGACUCCGACGACACAGACUCGCCGCCGGACUUUGCAACCAUCUUCGCCUCCCAACGCUUAUUCUGCUCCUCCCCCGGCCGCUCCAACUCCAUUUUCGAGUCCCUAGACACUCGGCAAGACCCUGCAGACAACUCAUUACCGAUCACCGGAAGCGUCACAGUGCCCAAGUACUCGGUCGAUCCUUACAUUGAUUUCCGGCGGUCAAUGCAAGAAAUGGUUGAAGCAAGAAAUCUCAUGGACGCGACAAGCGAAUGGGAGUAUCUGCAUGAGCUUCUCUUAUGUUAUCUUACAUUAAAUCCCAAACACACCCACAAGUAUAUCAUUCGCGCUUUCUCCGACCUUGUCAUCAGCAUUUUGUCGUCGUCAUCUGCCGCCAAUAACUGCCGGGAGCCCAAGAACCGCCGGCAGCGAUAUAUUUCCCGGCAGUUGCAGGAGUAAAAUGCAUUUUAUCUUUUUCUUUUUUUAAUGGGAAGAUUAUGUUGGCGGUUGUUUUUACUUCUUUUAUGGGAUUUACUUUGUCUUUGGUGAAAGAAGGCGUUCCAUGUAAUGAAGACAAAUGAAAAAUGUAUUUGAUAA
Messenger RNA from Corylus avellana, 816 nucleotides. RefSeq names its product transcription repressor OFP11-like. The record is from RefSeq and is a predicted model, not a curated record. Lineage: Eukaryota; Viridiplantae; Streptophyta; Magnoliopsida; Fagales; Betulaceae. Gene Ontology annotation, biological process: negative regulation of DNA-templated transcription.